CUUUCUCAUAUUGGAAAAGGACAGGAAUAUAAAUUUUGACCGAAAUGAAGGAUUUUUAGCAAUCUUUUCCUGUAUUUCCGUCUUUCUCUGUAGUCUUGAGGGCUGGAUUAGUACUUUAGCCCCUUUCUUCAUAAGAAUGCUAUUUUUGUGGAUAGAAUGAUUUUUCUGUUCCUUCAUUAAAAUUGUCAGAAGGUUAUCAGCACUAAAUCCAGGUCACCUGAUUAGGUAUAACUUAUUUAGUGUAUGAUUUGAUACCAAAAGUUGGCUGAGCAGGGCAUCUGAGAUUUGGAGUAUCUCAAAGAGGAGUUCUUGCAAUGCUGGAAAACUAGAUUUAGGGAAUAACUGUUUAGCGUUCUCUAAGUAUAUCCUAUCUCACCUCCAGAGAUAUAACUUCGUGAGAUGUGGGUAAGUAUGAUUACAAAAAUGAAGUAUUCAUUUGUUUCUCAAGUUUAUUCAAUCAAACUCCAGAAUUCGAACAAUUUCAUUUGCUCCAGUAAGAUUCCAGAAGGAGGUUUUAUCAAGCGCAAAGUUUCUUAGCCGAAGCUCUUGUAGACUCUCUAAGUACUCUUUCUGAUCUUUUAGAUACACUUCAUCUAUUCUGGCUAGACUUUCAUAUAUUCAAUUACUGCGUUCUUCCUCCUUUGUUUCAAAUAUAAUUGACUUUGGAUUUCUCAUGGCUAAGAUUGCUGAGUUUAGCUUCUGGAUAUCUUCAUAUCGCCAAAAAGAGAAAUUUAUGGUGAAUUCUUGAGUAUCUUUUAACUUAUUCAAUAAGCUCUUGUAAAAGCCAUACUCGAAGCUAAGAUCCCGUGUCUUUAUCACCAAUUUUCUUCAAUCUAUCAGUACCAGGGCUGAAUCCGGUACCAGAUUAGAUCGCAUUUGAUUUAUCUGUAACUUCAGCACCUUUGUCUUCAUAACAUACUUUUGUUUGGCACUUAAGAAUCCCCUGUACAUUCUUCUGACCUCCUCAAAUGUAGGGAUUGCUCUUUCCUUCAUCUCGAUUCCUGGGUCUUCAAAUCCCAAGGCUACCUCCCUUUCACCCUGCCCCUCAACCACCACCUCUACUACCCCCAUCACUUCCGCUUUCCUCCUCCAAAAAUUCCUGCCCAGUGCGAACAAAAUCUCAUAAUUUGUACUGAAAUCCUCUGAUUUCAGGUCAAGGAGGUCCCAUAGAGGGCGAGUGAGCUUUAAGCUGAGAUUGUGUAGUGGAACGGAGGGUUGUACUCUGGAUAGCAGUUUUAGGUGGGAUUUGGGGGAUUUAGAAGAGGGGAUUGGUUUGAAUGGGAUUUUGAGGGUUUUGAAUCAGGCAAAUGGUAGUUUUAGGAUCCUUUCUUGAAGUUUCUUUGAUAUCCAACAGUAUUUUCAUAGGUCAUAAGCUGAAAAAUAUUUGAAAAUUUCGUAGAUUAAUGCAUUGGAGUUAAACAAAAACUUGUACUUUUGAUUUUUUUCCUUAUUUGUAUUCUCUUCUUUAUCAGUCUCCUUGAGGAAAUUUUCCGGCUUCUCUACACUCUUGAUUUGCUUUGUAGUGAGGGAUUUAGUGCAAGUCUUUUCAGUUUCCAA
Moneuplotes crassus is the source of this 1557-nucleotide messenger RNA. Lineage: Eukaryota; Ciliophora; Spirotrichea; Euplotida; Euplotidae. The record is from the annotation of a GenBank genome assembly.